Molecule: messenger RNA, 619 nt
Organism: Talpa occidentalis (Iberian mole)
Lineage: Eukaryota; Metazoa; Chordata; Mammalia; Eulipotyphla; Talpidae
Product: centrosomal protein of 295 kDa-like
Exons: 5
Coding region: 110-619 (169 amino acids)
Biological process (GO): regulation of centriole replication
Cellular component (GO): centrosome; centriole; cytosol
Source: RefSeq, a predicted model, not a curated record
AGGGGCGCCACCUUGGUCUACAGCAACCACUGUCUGCACGUUUUCAGGCUAGUUUGGACACGGCCUCCUCCGUUUUCCUGCACAGGACGCGGAGCCCAGCCGCGGUAUAAUGGAGGAGCCCGAGCUCACGUUAGUGAGCACCAGUGACAUCAGUAUUACGGAAAUGGAUUUUUCAAACUUAACCCUAGAAGAGAGAGGAAAUGAGGCAAGAUGCUCUCAGGUGAGUGAAUUUCUGCCUCUCGUAUCAGAAACGGAAGCCUCACACCACCCCCCUGUGUCGGAGCCUCCUUUGGGGAAGCCAGCGGCGUUGGCAGAGACCCCGCCAGCCUUCAUGGCUGCGCCAGGGAGCUUACAAGAGGCAUUUGUGAAGAGGAAGAAAAAAUUUAUAGAGCGGUCCUUGCAGAGGCAAGAAGAAAUAAGAAAGAAAGUUCGGGUCUCAGGAAAUUCUCAGAGCAGCACCACUGCAGGCCCUCUGCGCGCAAGCAAAGGCAGAGCUGCACUCGGCGAGGAGUGGAGGAGCGCAGCAUCCGCCGAGCCCCGGACGGCGCUCCGAUACAGCCAGUUAGCCGAGGUCAAACAGCAGAGGAAGAAAAAGCAAGCAGGAAGCUCAUGCCCAUAA